Molecule: messenger RNA, 201 nt
Organism: Clunio marinus
Lineage: Eukaryota; Metazoa; Arthropoda; Insecta; Diptera; Chironomidae
Source: the annotation of a GenBank genome assembly
AUGGAAAAUUUUAAACUCUUCAAGGAAAAUUCAUGGUACACUAAACAUCAUUACAGCACAAUAGGGAUUAUUGAAGACGUUUUUGCUUAUCUCCCUCAAAGAAAUAAAAAAAGGAGAAAAACGCAAUCACGUUAUGAUGUAUGUUGCUUCAUCAUCCUGAAAAUCAGCAGCGGUUUGAGAGUGAACGUGACUUUAUUUUAA